Messenger RNA from Vitis vinifera (wine grape), 1537 nucleotides. Its product is annotated as V-type proton ATPase subunit E1. The transcript has 6 exons. The record is from RefSeq and is a predicted model, not a curated record. NCBI's taxonomy places the organism in Eukaryota, Viridiplantae, Streptophyta, Magnoliopsida, Vitales, Vitaceae. Gene Ontology annotation, cellular component: proton-transporting two-sector ATPase complex, catalytic domain. Gene Ontology annotation, biological process: proton transmembrane transport. Gene Ontology annotation, molecular function: proton-transporting ATPase activity, rotational mechanism. The coding region runs from base 671 to 1363 and encodes 230 amino acids.
AAUUCAGUACAAGUCAGGAAUUAGGAAGCAAUUGGUGGAAGAAGGAUACAGGAUAUGGGGCAAUGUGGGAGACCAAUGGAGUGACCUCCAAGGAGACUACAAGGGCAAUAGGGCCUUUAAGCUUCCAAAUCCUAUGUAUUUUGUGCCCUAAUUUCCAUUUUCUCUUUCUCUUUUCUGGAAUGCCUUUGGGUGGUUUCCAAUAAUGACUUUGUAAUUGCAAUCUUUCAUCACCAAUCAUAUGAAGGCAUGUUAAGGUUGAAAAAAUGGUUCAUUUUCUAUUACGAAUGUCCAAUUGUGUCAUUUUCUUGAGAAAAUAUCACUUAUUUUCAUUGUCUUUGUAUGCUUAAGAUUGAAAAAAAUUCUAAUUGCAUUACCUAUAAGAGAAAAUUUUCGAAUUUUCAUAUGUAUUAUAUCAUCUUGAAUUCAAUUCGAAAACUUUCUAAGUCUAGAAGAGUUUGGUAACUAUUUUUUAUAAUUAUUUUUUAAUAUUUUAUCAAAUAAAUAUUUAUUUGAAAAUUUGAAAUGUUUUAAAUCCGUAUAUAUAUAUAUAAAAUAAAAUUUAUAAACCAACAUUCCUCAAAGAGGGAAAAUCAUUGGGGAAGUUGAGGAACUGUGGAAGAAAAACCCUAAGUCGAGAAAUUGAGAAGAAAACCUUGAAGAGAAGAUCAAGAUGAACGAUGCAGAUGUCUCCAGGCAGAUACAGCAGAUGGUCAGAUUCAUUCUGCAGGAGGCCGAAGAGAAAGCUAACGAAAUCUCUGUUUCUGCUGAAGAGGAAUUCAACAUUGAGAAAUUGCAACUAGUUGAAGCUGAAAAGAAGAAGAUUAGACAAGAAUAUGAGCGGAAGGCAAAGCAGGUGGAAAUUCGAAGGAAAAUUGAGUACUCGAUGCAGCUGAAUGCAUCCCGCAUCAAGGUUCUUCAAGCGCAAGAUGAUCUGGUGAACUCCAUGAAAGAAGCCACUGGCAAGGAACUUUUGCGUGUUUCUGAUGACACAAAUGGAUACAAAAUGCUUCUUAAAGGUUUGAUUGUUCAGAGUUUACUACGACUGAAGGAGCCAGCAGUGUUGCUGCGCUGCAGAGAGAUUGACCUUGGGCCAGUUGAGUCUGUUUUGGGGGAAGCAAAACAAGAGUAUGCUGACAAAGCCAAAGUUCAUGUCCCCAAAGUUACCAUUGACAACCUUGUAUACCUCCCACCACCUCCCAGUAGUGUUGAUUCCCACAGCCUCUUCUGCUCAGGAGGAGUGGUUUUGGCUUCACAGGACGGGAAGAUAGUCUGUGAGAACACUCUGGAUGCACGAUUGGAUGUUGUAUUCCGACAGAAACUGCCUGAGAUCAGAAAGCUUCUUUUUGGACAAGUUGUUGCUUGAUCAUCUUGGAUCCCCAGUCUACCGGCUUAGAAUCGGAGAUUAUCCAAUGUUUUGAGAAAUAAUGUCAACACUUUCUUAAUUUCAUACUCCUGAGAUAAGUGACACAUGAUAUUCCGGUUUCGUGUAAUAAACUGGUUAUGAUAAUCAAAUGGAUUUUAGUGUCUUAACUCAAAA